Messenger RNA from Trichoderma breve, 2907 nucleotides. RefSeq lists its product as uncharacterized. The record is from RefSeq and is a predicted model, not a curated record. The transcript is spliced from 2 exons. Gene Ontology annotation, cellular component: cytoplasm. Gene Ontology annotation, molecular function: protein binding. Bases 1 to 2907 code for a protein of 968 amino acids. Gene Ontology annotation, biological process: tRNA methylation. Lineage: Eukaryota; Fungi; Ascomycota; Sordariomycetes; Hypocreales; Hypocreaceae.
AUGGACCCUUCUGUCGCCGUUCUGGCUACGGCUCACAAUGAAGUUAUCCCCCUGAAAUACUCUCCCGUUACCGGAGAGAUUAUCCUCAGCACCCCCAUUGCGCCUUCAAGACCGAUGCUCUACUCCGCUCAUCUUACUUGGAUAUCAAACGAUACCAUUCUAGUUGCUGGUGGGACUGUCUUUGGGCACGUCGUCGUGUGGAAAUGUCGGCUGGAAGAAGGCGGCAAGGGGGUAGCUGAAACGUUAUUCAACUUUGAAGGCCAUGAGGGAUCUAUCUUCGGCGUGGACAUUUGUACAAUCACACUUUCAGACGGCAGCACGGCACGGAUACUUGCCAGCUGCAGCGACGAUAGAACGAUCCGGGUUUGGGAUAUUACGAAGCGAGGAGAGGACAGUGUCCAUUCUCGUGAGUCUCAGACCACCAAGGUGAUCAACACUGGCUUCGGCGGUAACGACUUCAACGACGGCGAUAGUACCCAAGACUCUAGCAAAGGGAGUGCUCCUAUUGCCGCUGCCAUGGGCCACGCAUCGCGCAUAUGGGGAGUAAAAUUUGGCACGUCGUGCGGGGAGAAUGCCUUGUCUAUUUACUCCUUUGGGGAAGAUGCAACAGCGCAGAGAUGGCGUCUCCAGAUUAGCCACGCCGCGUCGGCUGGAGAAGCUGACCUCGCCGCAAGUCCUCUGACAGGGAAGCUGUCUCAUGGUAAAACAUUCUCCCUGCAUACUGGGAAGCACCUAUGGUCAAGAGCCACGCUGCUUGAAGACGAGGCUGUGCUCGUUGCCACCGGCGGCGCAGAUAGCCAAAUCUGUCUCAUCGAAGAGUCCACCUUACUCAACGAACGACUGGGCAGUCUUGACGGCUCGAUAACUCUAGACACUAAGGACAUUCUCAAAGGCCUCAUCGACCAAUCAACAUCAACUAUACCUACAAAGGAAAUUAUUAGUCGCUACGAUUUUCUCUCUCAUGACCAUAUCCUCGUCACCACCAGCUUCGGGAGGCUUAUUUUAGGUCACUUCAAAGAUGCUCAGCUUGAACCAGAAUGGGAGCAGAUUGAAGUUGCUGAAGAGCUACGAGGGGACAUGAAGCUAUGCUAUGUCGUAAAAAGCAUUGCGACUACAGCAGCUCUGUUGGGCACAUCAAGCAAGAUCGUCGAAAUGAACUGCCUGUCAAACAAAAGUAGGGAUGAGUCGGACAAUUCUCUGGCUGAGGUGCUAGUCUUCCUUCAUGGAAGGGCAGAGUCUCAUUACUUUGCAAUCGAUGUCUCUACAGGGGAUCUACGCAGCCAAGGGCUGGCCAAAGGGCUCGAUCCUAGGUUCGUCCCUACAGCGGCUGGGAAAAUGAAUGACUUGCUAUUCAUCGGCUCUCGGCACGGGUUUCUGUCCAUCCUUGACCGGAAAGAGGAUGGGCCGUACUACCCAAUCCUAGACAUCUUGACUCGAAGCCGUGAUGCCAUUACUGCCAUUCUUCCACUCCCUCCGAAAUCAGGCUCACAACAGGCCUCUCACUAUAUCCUCGUCGCAAGCCGCGAUGGAAAGUACAGGAUAUAUGAAUUAGAUCAGCGCCAAGGUUCUACCCUUCUUCAUCUGCGACAUGAAACCUCACCACCGUUUGGACCUCUGAUUGCUGGUGCGUGGUUUACCAAAGACAAGGUGCCUGAGCUUGUACUAUAUGGGUUCAGAAGCAAGGAUUUUGUCAUUUGGAAUGAGACACGCCGUGAAGAAUUGGCCACUAUUGAGUGUGGUGGAGCUCAUCGCACGUUCCAGCUAACAUACAACGAGUCAAUACCUGGUCGGUAUCGUUUCGCUUAUACCAAGACCUCCAAGCUCUCCAUCUCUUCAUCAAACCGCAUGGCGCACGAAUGGGUAAAGGCCGGAAUUCACGGAAGGGAGAUUCGAUCAUUGAGUUCCAAUGGUCGUUAUAUUGCCACGGGUGCUGAGGAUACGACCAUUCGGAUAUGGGAGUAUCAACCUGUAAGAGAAGGUGUAGAGGCAGAGCUGCGAUGCGUGGCAUCCAUGAAGACGCACAUCACAGGCCUCCAAAAGCUUGUUUGGCUAGGAGAUGACUACCUGUUCAGCAGCGCUGGCAACGAAGAGUUCUUUGUAUGGAAAGUGCAGAACUUGGAGUCCGAUUACAAGGGGCUGGCCGUAGUCUGUGAGGGCGUCUUCACCGACAAGAGCGCGGAUGCCGAUCUCCGUAUCAUGGAUUUUGACGUCUGUCGAUCUGAUGAUGGACGCGGCAUCGUGGUGACAAUGGGGUUCUCGAACUCGGUGCUAAGGACGUAUCGCUACACAAGCGACGGUGGCCGCUUCGAACUCCUUGCCAAGGGGACUUACACAGGAGCAUGUCUCACUCAAACGCGCCAUCUCAGCAUGCGCGAUCAGCUGCCACUACUCCUCACGGCAUCCACAGAUGGCCAUCUUGCCCUAUGGCGGACCGAGCCAGACGAAGGGACGCAGCGCAAAUAUGUUCUAAAACAGGUGGUGCCGUUGCACCAAAACAGCAUCAAAAGCCUAGACAUGAUGAAAUCAGGAGAAGGGUAUCAAGUCUUUACUGGAGGUGACGACAACAGCGUAGGAGUAACAUUGCUCGGUCGGACCUCGGGCAGCACAGGCGAUGCAAGCUGGACCUUCUCAAAGCGAAGCAUCGUUCGCAACGCCCACGCGGCAGCUAUUGCAGGCGUACUACUAGUUCGUCGACGCACAGGAGUCGUGGGAAUCAGUGUCAGCAACGAUCAGCGCGUGAAGCUGUGGAGAAUCCCCAGCAGCGGAGAUUGGAAUGUCGAGCUCAUCAGGGGAGAGUGUAUCGGCGUGGCAGAUGCUGGAGAUAUCGCAGCCGUUGGCGGGUUGGAGAGCGACGCGGCGACUGUAGUAUUCGCGGGUGUAGGGCUUGAGGCCUGGAGCCUGGAGUGA